UAUCAUGUGUAACGCUACCCUUCCUGCUGCACAGAAGAGGGCAGUGACGGCGCAUGCGCAUUGUCAGGUGGUUUGCUUGGGUUGUGUUUACAGCUCGGCUGGAUGCUGUGGCUGGAAUUGCUAGAGAGUACAAUGUUGUGCCGAACGCCCAUGAAAUAACUAUCACGGUGGAAAAAGGUGAUUUUGCCCAUCCUCCUCCUCCACCUUCACCACCUCUUCUUCCUCCUCCUCCUCCUCCCUUCCGUCUCCAUCCCAUUCAUGAGCUGCAGUGCGGUGGCUGGCUUCAGCGGCAGGCAUGGAUGACAAGGGGUCGGUGGGGAAGAUCAGCCUCUCCUCAGACUCUGUGUCCACGCUCAACAGCGAGGACUUUGUCCUGGUGUCCCGGCUGGGCGACGACCACACACCCUCGUCGUCCACCAAUAACGGUAGCGAUGACGAGAAGCCCGGACUGAAGGUGAUUUCUGAGGAAGGGGUCAGCUUUAAGAUCGUGGGUAACGGCAGUGAGCAGCAGCUCCAGAAGGAACUGGAGGAUGUGCUGAUGGAGCCGUCGCUGGCCGGGGUCAUCGCCGCGGCGGUGGCAAAGCCCGCCACGGACCAGGCCGGAGGGGUCCAGUCCUCCGGGGACCGGGACCAGGCCAUCGGGGAUCAGGCCAGCAGGGACCAGGACCAGGCCGGCCCGGACCAGGCCAGCAGGGACCAGGCCAGCAGGGACCAGGACCAGGCCGGCCCGGACCAGGCCAGCGUGGACCAGGCCGGCGGGGACGAGCGAGGGCUCCCCAUGGCCGUGCUGCCUGGGAUGGAUCCGCUCAGUGCACCCCCGUCCACGGUGGACUUGGUGUUGCCCGUACAGGGGUCCCAGGAGAGCGAGCUCAACGAGCGGUCCUACAGGGCGGACGAGUCGUCCCCCGAGUCCGGCCCCGGGACCCCCUUCCCAGACGAGGACAGCGUGGUGUUCAGUCAGCUGACCUACCUGGGCUGCGCCUCGGUCAACGCGCCCCGCAGCGAGGUGGAGGCCCUGCGCAUGAUGAGCAUCCUGCGGGGCCAGUGCAACCUGCCCCUGGACGUGGUACUGUCCGUGCCAGGGGUCUCCGAGGGCACCGUCAGGUUGCUAGACCCCGUCACCAGCACAGAGAUCGCCAACUACCCGAUCUACAAGAUCCUGUUCUGCGUGCGCGGCCACGACGGCACCACGGAGAGCGACUGCUUCGCCUUCACCGAGAGCCACUUCAACUCUGAGAUCUUCAGGAUCCACGUCUUCCGCUGCCAGAUCCCAGAGGCGGUGAGCCGGAUACUGUACAGCUUCGCCACUGCUUUCCGACGGUCAGCCAAGAAGGCCAUGAUGUCAUCGCAGCAGGCCCCGCCCCUCACACCUGAAGGGGACCUGUUCACCUUCACGGUCAGCCUGGAGAUCAGGGAGGACGAUGGCAAGGGCACCUUCAGUGCCGUUGCCAAGGACAAAGACAAGCAAAGCUUCAAGCUGCGAGCCGGGAUGGACAAGAAGAUAGUGAUCUAUGUCCAGCAGACGUCAAACAAAGAGCUGGCCAUAGAACGGUGCUUUGGCCUACUGCUCAGCCCAGGGAAGAACGUGAAGAACAGCGACAUGCACCUGCUGGACCUGGAGUCCAUGGGCAAGAGCUCAGACGGGAAGUCGUACAUCAUCACAGGAAGCUGGCACCCCAACACUCCUCAAUUUCAGGCCGUGAACGAAGAAACGCCUAAAGAUAAGUUCAUGUACAUGACGACGGCGGUGGACCUGGUGAUCACGGAGGUGGAGGAGCCCGUCCGCUUCCUGCUGGAGAACCGGGUCCGGGUCUGUUCCCCCAACGACCGCCUCUACUGGCCCUUCAGCAAGCGCAGCUACACUGAGACCUUCUAUCUCAAACUACGACAGAUGGAGCGCAAGGAGCGCAAGAGCCCGGCCAGCGACACGCUGUACGAGGUGCUCAGCUUGGAGAGCGAGGCAGAGCGGGAGCGGAGGAAGACCACGGCCAGCCCCGGGGCCCUCACCACAGGGCCCGGGGGCUCCUCCCCGCCUGAGGACGAGGAGGAGGAAGAUAACGAUGAGCCACUGCUCAGCGGCUCCGGAGACGUUUCCAAAGAGUGCGCUGAGAAGAUCCUGGAGACCUGGGGGGACUUGCUCUCCAAAUGGCAUCUCAACCUAUCGGUACGUCCCAGACAGCUGCCUGCGCUGGUGCGCAGCGGCGUUCCAGAGGCCCUGCGAGGAGAGGUCUGGCAGCUCCUGGCGGGUUGCCAUAACAACGACCACCAGGUGGAAGAGUACCGAACCCUCAUCACCAAGGAGUCUCCUCAGGACAGUGCCAUAACGAGAGACAUCAACAGGACGUUCCCGGCCCACGACUACUUCAAAGACACCGGUGGAGACGGACAGGACUCUCUCUACAAGAUCUGCAAGGCCUACUCUGUCUAUGACGAGGAGAUCGGAUACUGCCAGGGACAGUCAUUCCUGGCUGCUGUGUUGCUGCUUCAUAUGCCAGAGGAGCAGGCCUUCAGUGUUCUGGUGAAGAUCAUGUUUGACUACGGCCUCCGGGACCUCUUCAAACAGAACUUUGAAGAUCUCCACUGCAAAUUCUUCCAGCUGGAGAGACUAAUGCAGGAGUACCUUCCGGACCUGUACAGCCACUUCCUGAACGUGGGUCUGGAGGCCCACAUGUACGCCUCCCAGUGGUUCCUCACCCUCUUCACAGCCAAGUUCCCGCUCUACAUGGUCUUCCACAUCAUCGACCUGCUGCUCUGUGAGGGCAUCAGCGUGAUCUUUAACGUGGCCCUGGCACUGCUCAAGACAUCUAAGGAUGACCUGAUCUCCACGGACUUUGAGGGGGCCCUCAAGUUCUUCCGGGUCCCUGUGCCCAAGCGGUACCGCUCCGAGGAGAAUGCCAAGAAGCUGAUGGAACUGGCCUGUGGCAUGAAGAUCAGCCAGAAGAAGCUGAAGAAGCAUGAGAAGGAGUACCAUACCAUCAAGGAGGAGCAGGAGCAACAGGAGGCUCCCAUCGAGAGAUACGAGCGAGAGAACCGCCGUCUCCAGGAGGCCAACAUGCGUCUGGAGCAGGAGAACGACGACCUGGCCCACGAGCUGGUCAGCAGCAAGAUCGCCCUGCGCAAGGACCUGGACAACGCCGAGGAGAAGGCUGAUGCCCUCAACAAGGAGCUGCUGAUGACCAAACAGAAGCUGGUGGACUCGGAGGACGAGAAGAGGCGACUAGAGGAGGAGUCAGCACAGCUGAAGGAGAUGUGCAGACGGGAGCUGGACAAGUCCGAGUCUGAGAUCAAGAAGAACGGCUCCAUCAUCGGGGAAUACAAGCAGAUCUGCUCCCAGCUCAGCGAGCGUCUGGAGAAGCAGCAGACCUCCAACCGCGGAGAGCUGGAUAAAAUCAAGGCCAGGGUGGACGGCUGUGAGAAGUGCAGCGUUCUGUUCAACAAGGAGGGCCGCGUGCGCCUGGCCACGGGGCCCCUGGGCGCCACGGGGCCCGAGGAGAGCGAGGAGAAGGAGGGCCUGAAGAGCCAGCUGAGGGAGAUGGAGCUGGAGCUGGCCCAGACCAAGCUGCAGCUGGUGGAGGCCGAGUGCAAGAUACAGGACCUGGAGCACCACCUGGGUCUGGCCAUGAAUGAAGUGCAGGCCGCCAAGAAGACCUGGUUCAACCGGACCCUCAGCUCCAUCAAGACGGUGACGGGCGCCCAGGGGGGCAAGGAGAACACCUAACUGACCCCGCCCACUCACCACCACCACCUCCACCGCUGCUAUCAGCAACGCCCCCCCCCCCUCCCCCCCAUAACUUGACUGCUACCCCCCCAGGAUGAUCUGGGGAUUUAAAAAACAAACUGUGUUAACACUACACCCCCUCCAAGCCUCCUAAUCCUCGUAAGCAGGCUGCGCCCCCCCCCCCCCCCCCCACCCCAGUAAGUCCAUUAUCCCAGCAGCCCCCGCUCACCAUGGGUUUAGGGUGCGUUUUGUUGGCGCUGCGCGUCCAGAUCUCCGUUGAACAAGAGGCUGGUGUGGAGAGAGAAGAGGCUUCUGUUGAUUUUAAUCUUUGUACUACUGAUAUUUAAACGCUGUGGAGGCGCGGGGGCUGGACACAGGCCGGCCGCAUGUGUCACCACCCCCUGCUUUAUGUUCAACUCCCCGGCACAAGCAAGCGUAGUCCCCCCCCCCCCCCCCCCCUGUUUGACAGAGAGGGGAGGGGUCUUUAGGUACAGAGCUGACACGAGAUGAGACGCCUUUUUCUGAACGGAGCUUUUUUUCUUUCUCAAACUUUUACGUUUAACAAAGUGUCACGAUUUUUUUAAUGUAUGUAUAAGAAUGUGCUGUUAGAAGAAGAAAAACACGGAUAUGUGCGUGGAUUGGUGUUCCGUUAAUGUUGAUUGUCGGGAUUGUGUAUUUGCUUGAGUGUACGUGUGUGAGUGUGUGUGAAAAUGUGUGUGUGUGUGUAUGUAUGUGAUUGGACUUGGAAGAUGUGCUUCAGUGACUGACUGAACAGCCAUGGAUGAGUAUGGCAUGUAAAUAUGAACAUAGCAGAGGGACAGAAUACAAAGAAAGCACUCAUUUAGCCUGCGCGCGUGUGCAUGCUUGUAAAAGGAACGUUUUAGAUUGUUUUCUAAUUGUCUGGGUUGCGCUGAUUAACCAGUGUGUGUAUACGAGUGAUGCUGGUGGCAGGGUGGGGCGUAUAGCAGAAGACAAUGACCAUGUGACGCACAGUGUGCCAGAGAGAGAGCAGUCUUGCCCAUCUCCCGUGGUAGUAAAUAACUUUAUUAAAUCUAAAUUCUCUAACGUUAAAAAUGCAUGAGGGUUUAUUGUCAGCAGCACCUGGACACAAAUAACUUGGAUAAGUGGAAACUUCAUGAGGACCUGGCUAACUGAAACCCUCGUAGAAUGAAUAUAUAUAUAUAUAUAUAUAUAUAUCUCCCCCACACACACAGUCCAGGCACGGCACAAAGACCAACGAGUGUUUGAAACCCUAUCCGUCACUAGAGACAAGGGUCAGACCGCUUGAUAUACGGCAAUACGCUCACACAUACACAAACAUGUACACAUACACAUGCAUGAACACACACACACACACACACCCACAGGUACUGGUAAUUCCAUCUGGCCGUUUGGGAGACAUGUUUAAACCACUCACCCUACAUCACUAUUCCAGCUCUCAUGUCUCCAGCUGCUCGCUGACCCCCCCUCCCCUCGACCUUUGACCUUGACAGAGGAGGUCAUGUUUGGAGGCUGUGUUUCGCUAGGGUAGCAGACAUAUUGUGUUAGCACGGUGUCAUGAGUUUGCCUCUACCAGCAUAUGGAGACCCACUUAUAUUUAGAAUAGAGUCAGACACAUAUCCAUAUACGUUGAAUACUUCUAUUAAAAGCACAGCAAAAACUAAAACGUGCGUUCUUCCAAGAGCCCUCACCCGAUCAAAAGCACAUUUCAUGAUCCAUGUCCACUGCCUUCCUGGACCCCAGUCCUACACUGAGUGGGUCGAUGCCCAGCGUUCUGAUUGGUCCAUCUGGCUUAGAGGGUUGCCGGGCAGGGUCACCGGGGGCCAUACAGGAGUUCGGACCAGGGUCACAGUGAAGCCAAUCCCGGGUGGAAUAGGGGUGGUUGACUGUGUGUAUGUUUGUAUGUUAUUGUGCUCCUUUUUGUCUUUAGGAAGGAAAGUGCAAAGCUUGAUGCUUCUAAAUCAUUAUCACUCAUCCCGUUAACACUUUUCUGUCAACGCUGAGACGUUAAGGAAGGAUUUAGUGUGUCUGACAACGUGAAGAGAACUGGUGAAUCGUGAGCUGAAUGUAGUUUGAAGGUGGAGCGAUCAGUGGGUGUGAAACAUACCCAUGAUGCAACGGGGAAAGGCCAAAUAACAACAAAGGGGUUCAGUCCUCUAACCACUGAGUUGUAAAUAACAUAUAAACCAUAAGUGAAUAAAUCUGGGGGUUUGUUUCAUGUUUUUUCUAUUUUAUAACUAACGUUGCCUACUUGUACCUUACCUACCUGCUGUGAUACAGUUGACUUCACUAUGUUUUUACUUGUUUCCUUUAUUUCGCUCCGAGCUUGGAUCAAACUGCUGUUUGUUAAUUUGUUACUGACAUGCCCAAAACGUAGCUUUGUCAUUGGACGAAAACAAGGAACAUUAUCAGUGUGUGGACAUUGUAAUAGUGUAGGUUGCAUUGUGUAUACUUCAUGACUUUCAUCAUAAAGAUCUGAACACGGA
Messenger RNA from Gadus macrocephalus (Pacific cod), 6204 nucleotides. RefSeq names its product rab GTPase-activating protein 1. The record is from RefSeq and is a predicted model, not a curated record. Lineage: Eukaryota; Metazoa; Chordata; Actinopteri; Gadiformes; Gadidae. The transcript is spliced from 27 exons. Bases 296 to 3718 code for a protein of 1140 amino acids.